GCAACCAAACUCGCAUCACUGCUGGAUAUUGCUAAACAUACGUUUCUGUACCAUCUCAUUGAUUUUCUCAUGUUGAUCUCUUUCCUCUGAGUGCCAGGAAUGUUUUCCAACUGCUGCUGGGAGGUCAGGCGUCUGUGUUUUCACCGAGAGUUGGUUUUUGGGAGGAGUACGGAUGAGGCAGGAGGAGUUUGCUGGGUGGAUAAAUGGAAGGAGCUGCACCAGGACCCGGAUGAGGAGGAUGAGGAAGACUCUGCUGCCGCUGCUGGCCUCUCUGGCCUUUGCCUCUCUCACGGCUUCGGCUGAUGGAGCUCCGCUCAAAGUCAUGUCGGCCCCCAACCUGCUGAGAGUGGAAACAACAGAAAACAUCUUUGUGGAGUGUCAGGACUGCACCGGGGGAGACAUCAGUGUCCAAAUCAACGUGAUGAACCACCCAACCAAGACUCAAUUCCUCGAUUUCACCUCUGUGACUCUCACCAGGCAGAAUAACUACCAAAUGUUUGGACAAGUCAGGGUCCCGGCUGCAGCAUUCAGCAAGGAUCCCAGCGUGAAGCAGUACGUUUACCUGCAGGCUCAGUUUGACGAUCAGUUACUGGAGAAGGUCGUCUUAGUUUCCUUCCAGUCUGGACACAUCUUCAUCCAGACAGACAAGACCGUCUACACCCCCGACAGCAGAGUUCUCUACAGGAUGUUUGCUGUGACGCCCCAGAUGGAGCCUGUGGAGAGGGAUCCACGAACCAGAUAUGAAGCUGAUGUCACCGUUGAGAUUGUGACCCCUGACGGCAUCAUUUUCCCGCUCGAUCCAGUCUCUCUGAGAUCAGGGAUUCACUCUGACGCUUAUCAACUCCCCAAAAUCGCAAGUCCUGGCCUGUGGAAGGUGGUGGCCAGGUUUCAGAAUAAUCCACAACAAAGCUAUUCAGCAGAUUUUGAGGUCAAAGAAGACGUGCUUCCCAGUUUUGAGGUGAAGCUCAAGCCUCAGGUGUCCUCCUUCUACGUGGACAGCAGCGACCUGACUGUGGACAUCAGAGCAACGUAUCUGUCCGGUGGAGCGGUGGACGGGACGGCUUACGCGGUGUUCGGGGUUACGCAGGACGGACAGAAGAAGGGCUUCGCAGCCUCUCUUCAGAAGCUCCCAGUCCAGCGGGGCGAGGGGAGGGCCGUACUGAAGAGGGAGCACAUCACUCAGACCUUUCCCAACAUCCAGGAACUUGCCGGAGACUCCAUUUUUGUCCAUGUCAGCGUGUUGACCAAGCUGGGUAGUGAAAUGGUGGAGGCAGAAGUCAGAGGCAUCCAGAUUGUCUCUUCACCCUACACCGUCCACUUCAAGAAAACUCCCAAAUACUUCAAACCAGGAAUGUUAUUUUAUCUCACGGUUGAAGUUUUGAACCCCGACGAGACUCCAGCCGGAAACGUUUCGGUGUCGGUUUUUCCCGGAGACAUUCAAGGUGUCACUGCGAGCAACGGCAUCGCAAGGAUCGCCGUCAACACAGAGAGAAACACUCAAAGUCUCAACGUCAGAGCCAGGACCAACGAUCCUCGACUCGCGCCGAAAAUGCAGGCAGAGGCCGGAAUGACGGCACAUUCAUACGCCAGCAGCUCUGGCAGAUUCAUCCAGAUUGGUGUGGAUUCAGCAGAUCUACAAAUAGGAAACAUCCUGAAAGUCCGUCUGUACUUAUACAGUUUGACAUAUGAGAAUCGAGACAUCACCUACCUGAUCCUGAGCAGAGGUCAGCUGGUGAAAUUCGGACGUUUCAAGACACAAGGACAAGUGCUGAUCCCCCUUAUUGUUCCCAUCACCGAAGAAAUGCUGCCGUCCUUCCGCAUCGUCGCUUACUACCAUGCAGACGAUGAAGUGGUGUCAGACUCCGUUUGGGUGGACGUGAAAGACUCCUGCAUGGGCUCGUUGAAACUGGAGCUGGAGAGACCCGCAGCAUCCUAUCCCCCUCGCAGGAUGUUGCGUCUGAAGGUCACCGGAGACCCCGGCGCCACGGUGGGACUGGCGGCGGUGGACAAAGGCGUCUACGUCCUGAACAACAAGCACCGGCUCACGCAGAAAAAGGUGUGGGACAGAGUGGAGGAGCACGACGCUGGCUGCACGCCCGGCGCAGGGAAGGACGGCAUGGGAGUUUUCUACGAUGCGGGGCUGCUGUUUGUGACCAACACUGCUUCAGGAACUCCUCAUAGACGAGAAUCAAAAUGUGCAGAACCUCAGGCAGCGAGACGGAAGCGAGCGUCUCCUCUCAUGGAGGUUCCUACCACUUUAGUUGAUAAAUACAAGUCGAACAAGCUGCAGAAGGACUGCUGCGUGGAUGGUAUGAGGGAGACGCCUCCUUCAUACAGCUGUGAGAGACGCAGCGAGCACGUCGCCGACGGCCCGGCCUGCGUGGAGGCUUUUCUGGACUGCUGCAGAGAGAUGACCGCGCAGCGAGCUGACCACAAGGAGGACCGUCUCAAACUGGCGAGACGAAGACUCAGCAGGAGGUCGAUGUCCGACGCGUAUUUCAUUGACCCGUUAGGAGACGAGGACGAUGACAGUUACAUGGACAGCGAUGAUAUUGUCAGUCGCAGCAAGUUCCCUGAAAGUUUUCUGUGGACUGAUGUCAAACUGCCCCCCUGUCCUGCAGGAUUACCGUGCGGACUGACAUCCGUUCAGAAAAGUGUCCUCCUGCCAGACUCCAUCACGACCUGGCAGCUCACCGGCGUCAGCCUGUCGCCGACUCACGGAAUCUGUGUUGGAGAGCCGUUGGAGGUCGUUGUCCGUAAAGAAUUCUUCAUCGACCUCAGCCUGCCGUUUUCUGCUGUCCGAGGAGAGCCGCUGGAAAUCGAGGCCGUCCUCCACAACUACACUCCUGAUGCAAUCACUGUGCGAGUGGUUCUGAAGGAGGAGCAGCACGUGUGCAGCGCAGCGUCCAAACGUCGGCGGUAUCGACAGGAGGUCAACGUCGGACCCCGAACCACAACAUCGGUGCCGUUCAUCAUUAUCCCCAUGAGGGAGGGAGAGGUCCAGAUCGAGGUCAAAGCGGCUGUCAGGGACUCCCCGCUCAGUGACGGCAUCAGGAAGAGGCUGCGGGUGGCGCCUCACGGUGUACUUGUUAGGAGCUCUAAGGUCGUCACUCUGGACCCUAAAGGUGGAACACAAGAAGAAAUUCUCAACAGUCGAAUUCCCAGAAAGGACAUGAUUCCAAACUCACCUCAGAGCACGCACAUCUUUAUCACAGGGAGACGAGACGUUUCAGGUCCCGUGGAGAACGCCGUCAAUUCGGCGGGCGCACUGAUCUACCGGCCCUCAGGCAGCGGAGAGGAGAACUUGAGCCACAUGACUCGGCCUGUCAUUGCAACCGUAUAUCUGGACAGAACCAACCAGUGGGAGACCGUCGGCUUUCAGAGACGUGCUGAAGCCCUUCAACACAUCAAGACUGGCUACAGUCGGGAGUUGACUUACCGUAAAAGGGAUGGGUCUUUUACCGUGUGGCCGAAUCGCCUGAGCAGCUCCUGGCUGACAGCCUUUGCUGCUAAGGUGCUGACCAUGGCCCAUGGUCUGGUGGCGGUGCAGGAAGAAGUGAUCUGCGCUGCCAUCAAGUAUUUAAUCCUCAACACGCAGCAGCCCGACGGCAUGUUUCGAGAAGCUGGAACCGUGAUCCACGCAGAAAUGACUGGAGACGUACAGGGAAGAGAUUCAGACGCCUCCAUGACGGCCUUCAAGCUGAUCGCCAUGCAGGAGUCACGGGCGCUAUGUGCCGCCACCAUUUUUAGUCUGUCGUUCAGCAUAGACAAAGCAGUGAGUUACCUGGAGAGGCGCCUGAACAGCCUCACCAAUCCUUACGCCGUCGCCAUGACUUCCUACGCGCUGGCCAACGAAGGCAAACUCAACCGGGAGGUCCUCUACAGAUUCGUUUCCCCAGAUUCGUCUCACUGGCCUGUAGCGAAGGGACAUCGAUACACACUGGAGGCCACAGCGUACGCUCUCCUGGCUCUGGUCAAGACCCGGGCUUUUGAAGAUGCCAGGCCUGUGGUGAGAUGGUUCAGCCAGCAGCAGCUUGUGGGCGACGGCUUUGGAUCAACCCAGGCGACAGUCAUGGCGUACCAGGCUCUGUCGGAGUACUGGAUCAGUGCUAAAAACCCAGAGUACAACCUGAACGUGGACGUUUUGAUGCCGGGCAGGGCGACGACUGACAAGUUCAACGUGAACAGAGAAAACCACCACCUCACAAGAACAUUGAAGAGUAAUGGAAUAAAUCAGGACAUGCCGGUGAGAGCCACAGGAUCAGGAGCAGCAACAGUAAAAAUGGUGUCCGUGUACUACGCUCCGCCUCAAGAAAAACAGAGUGACUGUCAGAGGGUCAACAUGUCAGUGGAGCUCGUCCCAGAAGCACAAGGUGUGAAUUUCCCCCAUCCAGAGAGGAAAGCCAGACAGCCUCUGUUGCUCUGCAGAGGUGGUGAAUGCGCCUGCACUGCAGGGAGCUGCAGUACGCAGAAGAAGGGCAAAAUCAGCAGUGAUGAGCGGAGCGCUAAGAUUUGUGAGACUACGCUGGCCAGCAAAACUGAUUUUGCAUACAAAGUACAGCUGGAGGAGACAGUCGCUGAUCCGUCCACAGACACUUACGCGAUGAGGAUACUGGACGUCAUCAAAGAAGACACUGAUGUUGGUCCUGUGGGUAAACUGCGCCCGUUCCUCAGCGCUCGGCACUGCAGAGCUGCUUUAGGUCUUCAAACGGGUAAAACGUACCUCAUCAUGGGCUCGUCCCGAGACAUCCUCAGAGACGACCAAGCGCGGACGUUUCAGUACGUGCUUGAUGAGAAGACCUGGGUUGAGUACUGGCCCACAACAGAAGAGUGUCCAACAGAUGAACACCGACUGUCCUGUUUGGGCUUGGAGGACAUGGUGGAUAUGUAUACAUACUUUGGCUGUCUGCCGUGA
Salarias fasciatus (jewelled blenny) is the source of this 4915-nucleotide messenger RNA. RefSeq names its product complement C3-like. Gene Ontology annotation, molecular function: protein binding; endopeptidase inhibitor activity. Gene Ontology annotation, cellular component: extracellular region. The coding region runs from base 173 to 4915 and encodes 1580 amino acids. Lineage: Eukaryota; Metazoa; Chordata; Actinopteri; Blenniiformes; Blenniidae. The record is from RefSeq and is a predicted model, not a curated record. The transcript has 38 exons.